GGAGGAGCGCAGCUCGGCUGCGGGGGCAGAGCGCAGCUCCCCCAGAGAGGCUGCGGGCAGCAUGGGCGCGGGCCCGGCGCUGGCCCUGCUGCUGCUGGCCGGGUCGGUGCUGAGCGCCACGCUGCUGGCCCCCGGCCGCCGGGCGGAGCCAGAUUUAGAUGAAAAAAGGAACGUGGAGCUGAAGAUGGACCAGGCUUUGCUGCUUAUCCACAAUGAACUGCUGGGAACAAGCUUAACUAUAUACUGGAAGUCUGAAUAUUGCUACCAAUGCACCUUCCAGCCUCUGGCGAACGUCUCCCAUGGCCGAAAACCUGCAAAGCCAAGCGUUGAAGCUGUCUCUGUGAGCACCCAGCACGGGUCCAUCCUGCAGGUUAACUCUACCUUGGAAGAGAGAGCAGCUUGCAGGCUAGAAUACAAAUUUGGAGAAUUUGGAAACUAUUCCCUUUUGGUACGGCACGCUUCCAGCGGAGCCGAUGACAUUGCCUGUGACCUAGUUGUUAAUGAGAAUCCAGUGGACAGUAACCUUCCUGUGAGCAUCGCAUUUCUUGUUGGUCUAGCCCUCGUCAUAGCGAUAUCCAUCCUGAAGCUCUUGCUGAGUUUGGAUGACAUCAAUAAUUGGAUUUCUAAGGCAAUAGCUUCUCGAGAAACUGACCGCCUCAUCAAUUCUGAACUAGGAUCCCCCAGCAGAGCAGACCCUCUCGGCGCUGACUGCCAACCAGAAACACGGCGUGCUUCUGCCUUGCCACACCGUCUCCGAUGCGUGGACACAUUUAGGGGGGUAGCUCUCAUCCUUAUGGUCUUCGUUAACUACGGCGGAGGAAAGUAUUGGUACUUCAAACAUUCAAGUUGGAAUGGCCUGACUGUGGCUGACCUCGUCUUCCCAUGGUUUGUAUUUAUUAUGGGAUCUUCAAUUUUCUUGUCAAUGACUUCUCUCCUGCAACGAGGAUGUUCCAAAAUCAAACUGCUGGGGAAAAUUGCAUGGAGAAGUUUUCUGCUAAUUUGUAUAGGAAUCAUCAUUGUCAACCCCAAUUAUUGCCUUGGUCCGUUGUCUUGGGAUAAGGUGCGGAUCCCUGGUGUCCUGCAGCGGUUGGGAGUGACAUACUUUGUGGUUGCCAUGUUGGAGCUCUUCUUCUGGAAGCCUGUGCCUGACAGUUGUACCUUGGAAAGAAGCUGCUUGUCUCUCCGAGACAUAACUUCCAGCUGGCCCCAGUGGCUCAUCAUUCUGAUCCUGGAAAGCAUUUGGCUGGCUUUGACAUUCUUUUUACCUGUCCCUGGGUGCCCUACUGGCUACCUUGGCCCUGGAGGUAUAGGGGACUUGGGGAAGUAUCCUCAUUGUACUGGAGGAGCCGCUGGCUACAUCGACCGCCUGCUUCUGGGAGACAGUCACCUAUACCAGCACCCAUCCUCCGCUGUGCUGUAUCACACUGAGGUGGCCUACGACCCAGAAGGAGUCUUGGGGACUAUCAACUCCAUUGUGAUGGCAUUUUUAGGAGUUCAGGCAGGAAAAAUACUGUUGUAUUACAAGGAUCAGACGAAAGCCAUCCUGAUACGAUUCGCCGCCUGGUGCUGUAUCCUUGGGCUUAUUUCUAUUGCUUUGACAAAGAUGUCUGCAAACGAAGGCUUUAUUCCAAUAAACAAGAAUCUCUGGUCCAUCUCAUAUGUCACCACGCUGAGCUGCUUUGCCUUCUCCAUCCUCCUCAUCCUCUACCCGGUGGUGGAUGUGAAGGGCCUGUGGACAGGAACCCCAUUCUUUUAUCCAGGGAUGAAUUCUAUCCUGGUGUACGUCGGUCACGAGGUGUUUGAGGACUACUUCCCCUUCCAGUGGAAGCUGGAGGAUGAGCAGUCACAUAAAGAGCAUCUCAUCCAGAACAUAGUCGCCACCGCUCUCUGGGUGCUCAUUGCCUACAUUCUCUAUAAAAAGAAGGUUUUCUGGAAAAUCUGACAGCACCCGCUGAAAUUCAUUGCUGGAGGAAGCUAGAGGGUCAGGGAGGAGAGCGGCAGCCUCCCUCCCGAAGGGGACAUGCUUCCGGAUGCUGUGCCCAAGCCGGUGGGCUUAGAUAUCAGGAAGGUGCCUGUAUAUUUUUGACUCACAUAUUUACAUAUUUGACUUGUUGCUCUCCGGUUUCUCCAUUUUGUAUGAAAUUGAUAUAUUUGGAACAUGUGUGGAGAUCUUGUUUAACUUCUCAGAGGGGAUUUACUCUGGAAAUUUUGCCUCUGUGAAAGAGGCCGAGGUUGGUGGACCAUGCUUGACUCAGUGGUAGAACCUUCUCCAAGUCUGGAGAGCACCUUGGGUUUGGUUCUGGCAUCACAACAAGCAAACAGGAAGGACCAGUUCUUACUUCCUGAAAACUGCCUUUCCAUGUGUAUACGCUUGCCGACAAUGACUGCCGCCAUGGUUUCGUGGUGACAGACUAUAAAGCUUUUUGAAUGGACUGUGUCGUAGUGUCUGAUUUUUUUCCCUUAUAGCAUGCACUUUAUCGUUCCUAGAAAGCCAAAGUGUUUGGGCCCACAAAAUGCAUUAUCAAAGGCUACUUGCUUUGCUCUUGACUUGGAAAAAAGCUGGAACAUUGAGUUGUUAUUGCAAACCACUCUACGGCUCUACCAGUCCAUCUACCUUAUUGUCUGUCUGUCCUGGCAUGUCUCUGGAUGAUACCUAGACAUCUCUAGGUACCCAGAGAUGUAGCCCUGGGAAGAACAACACAUGCUCUCCAGGUCCUCUGGAGCUGUCUCCUGGGUAAGGUUUGGGGCAACCCGCUGGCCUGUCAGAGCCUUGGUUCCCUCAUUUAUGGAAGGAAGGAAACAGGGAUGCUCCCUUGGCUCGCCCAGGGUUUAGAAGUGUAAGGUGGGACCUACGAGCAGCUUCUGUGAAAUCUUAGAAAACCCUGGGAAAGGAAGAAUAGCAAAACCUUUCCGUUUCCAUCAGAGUAAAUCCUAUCAAUGGCUGUCCACAGUUCCUUAGGGAGGAAAGCGAUACCUGUACUAUGGACAUCCUCCUGGGGACUUCCACAAGAAUUGCGUUUUUAAGGAGAAUCAUAUUGGGGUUGUACUUUAGGUCGCUCUUCUGUGGUGACCUGGGGACAUUUGAAUUAUGGUCCACGCAUGAAUGGCUUUUUAGUCAGUUUCCAGCUCUGCCCUGGACUCUUGGCUGGGCUUCCUGUUGUCUUCUGUCCUAUGCCUGCAGCAUCUCUGCUCCUCACUUCUCUACAGAUGGAAACUCCUUCAUGUUCUCCUAGCUCUGAAUGGCUCAUUCUGUGUCAGGGCACAGAACCAACUGCUGCUGCCUUUUCGCUCCUUACGUGUGUGUGCACGUGCAUGUGUGUGUGUGUGUGUGUGUGUGUGUGUGUGUAUACACACUUCUUUCUGUCACCAGAUUAAGCUUUGUAAAGCAGGAGUUGGAUCAAGCCAUCUUGUCCAAUUCAGUUGUGCCUGGGUCUUCUCUGCCUGACACAGCCAUCUUCCUUUGAUCCCAGCACCUUCUGCUGGUUUCCUGUCUCCACCAAGCAGCCUUUUGGCUGAUGGCAUCACCUGUAAUCCCAUUCUCAUCCAGAGCUGAUAUCCUCUCGGGGUUCUCACUGAUAACUGGCUCAUAGCAUUAAUUGCUUUCGCCUCGGGCGAUGGUUAUUUUCUGUGCUAUUGUGAUCUUAACAGCAAGAAUUACAUAUUCUUCUGCAUUCUCAUGGUACCAAAUGCGCUGGCUUGUUCUUCGCAAGUGCUAAAUAAACGUUUAUUAAGGCAAAA
Messenger RNA from Rattus norvegicus (Norway rat), 3738 nucleotides. RefSeq names its product heparan-alpha-glucosaminide N-acetyltransferase (gene Hgsnat). The transcript has 18 exons. Gene Ontology annotation, biological process: heparan sulfate proteoglycan catabolic process. The coding region runs from base 62 to 1942 and encodes 626 amino acids. Gene Ontology annotation, cellular component: lysosomal lumen. The record is from RefSeq and is marked validated. Gene Ontology annotation, molecular function: heparan-alpha-glucosaminide N-acetyltransferase activity. Lineage: Eukaryota; Metazoa; Chordata; Mammalia; Rodentia; Muridae.